Molecule: messenger RNA, 1284 nt
Organism: Penicillium pulvis
Lineage: Eukaryota; Fungi; Ascomycota; Eurotiomycetes; Eurotiales; Aspergillaceae
Exons: 5
Coding region: 1-1284 (427 amino acids)
Source: RefSeq, a predicted model, not a curated record
AUGCGCGUCCUCGCUAUUACUACUAUCUUUACCAUUCUUGCGGCUCUCUUUGUCUCGAUCCGGCUUUGGACACGAUUCAAGCUGGUGCGAAGUCCUGGGCUGGAUGAUCUAUUUAUCUUUGCAGCUUUGCUAUGUUCAUUUGCAUUCUACGGAUUCAUGCUAGCCGAGCGACACUAUGGCCUUGGAGUCUCCAGACAUCAAUUAUCAGAUGAUGUUGUCGAAAACCAGAUGCACUACCUGUGGUUCUCAGUCCCAUUCUACAAUCUAUCCCUAAUCCUUUCCAAACUCUCCGCCCUAUUCCUCUUUCUCCGCAUCUUCCGCCUAAAACCCUUCAUCCUCGUCACAUACGCCCUCAUGGGCUUUCUCGUCAUAGCAGGCCUGUGGAUGGUAAUAAGCGGCUUCGUCUUCUGCAUCCCAGUUUCAGAUUUCUGGCGGGCUCCACCACCAGUUGCCGUCAAGCACUGUCUACCAAAGGGACCAGUCUGGUAUUCCAACGCCGCGAUGCAGAUCUUUUCUGAUGUCGUGAUCCUCAUUCUUCCUAUGCCGCUAUUGUAUAAACUGCAAUUACCACGGCCACAGAAGAUUGGGAUCAUGUUGGUAUUUGGCGUUGGGGUUUUUGUAAUAGCGACAAGCUCCGCCCGCCUCUACGAGCUAAGUACCAUGGUAAACGGCCGCGACUUCACAAAGACAAAUGCCGCAGCAGCCGUCUGGUCCAGUCUCGAAUCAAACGUCUCAAUAAUUUGCGCCUGCAUGGCCCCCCUCCACCCUUUCAUCUCAGGCAUCUUCUCCUACUUCUUCCGUCCUCAACCACUCCACUCAACGCCCUGGUCAAAAACACACUCGAACGCGACAUGUGUCGCUGACUCCCGGAAGCGAUCUAUAUACGACCACGGACUCAGUUCGGAAGGCGGGAUCUUCUCGAAUGAUUUCUUCUAUGCGGGCCCUGGUGGGUAUACGGCUAGUAUCUCGAAGCUGGCAGAUAGUGAGAAGGAUGAGAAGGGGAAUGAGUGUGAGGGUCAGGAAGGAAUUAGGGUUGUGAGAGAGUUGAGAAUGGUUUCGGAUUCGGUUAUGCCUAGCCCAAAGCUUAGUCCGAGACUUUUGGCGGCUGAUGCUGAGAGGGAUAUUGAGUUGGGUGAGAUUUCUGCGUCGGCGUCUGGGUCUGGAUCUGCAGGUACUGGUGCUGGUGCUGGCGCUGGCCAAGGGACUUGGAACCCUAGUAUCGAGUGGGAUUUGGGGGAUUUCGAGUUCCCGGAUUAUAAGGAGAGGAUGAAUGCUCCUAUCUAG